Molecule: messenger RNA, 4410 nt
Organism: Helicoverpa zea (corn earworm)
Lineage: Eukaryota; Metazoa; Arthropoda; Insecta; Lepidoptera; Noctuidae
Gene: Gli
Product: cholinesterase
Exons: 14
Coding region: 291-2879 (862 amino acids)
Cellular component (GO): cell surface; septate junction; tricellular tight junction
Source: RefSeq, a predicted model, not a curated record
ACUAGUUAAAACUAGGGCCUCGAAGAUAAAAAUGUGAUACACUUCUAUAAGCUACUGUGUUUUACCAAACUUUGUUCUCGCAAAAUUUUCCCACAUAACUUAAUCGUCACAGUGUAUAACAAUUAAUGACUAACACACCCGGUUAAUUAACAUAUAAUUAAACGAGUUUUAAUUCAUAAAGUGCCUUUUAACUGCAGUUAAACUGCGAAGAUUCGUACUGAAGUGUAUUAUGGUGACUCAUCCGGAAACUUGUACUUUACAAACUUUGUAGUUAGUUUUGUGAUGUGAAAAUGUUUAAAAGUUAUUUAUUAACGUUGUUUCUUUAUGCUAGUGUUGAGUGUCAGUCGAAUAAAGAUCUGUAUAAUGGUCAAGUGAACAAUGAAUUUUAUAGUUCGCGAGAACAAAGUUCUAGGUCUUCAAGACUUCCAAGCCCGGGAGAUAGUGACUACAGGACCUAUGUGUACAAUAACAGGAGAUAUGGGACGGACCCCUCAAGAUAUAACCCAUACAAUCCUAAUAUAAACCAGCCCGGAGGGUUCCCGUACAAUCCCAUCAAUACAAAUCCUUUGGAUGACCAGUUUAAGUAUAAUAUUAACCGAGAUCCAAAUAACCCAGAUGCAUUGUUUCCCGGAGUACUCGGGGGCUGGAGGGAGGACUUACAAGGAAGGGAGAGGAGGGACUCCCGGCAGCUGAAGAGAGAUGUAUUUGUUACUACUAACUAUGGACAAGUGCAAGGGUUUAAGGUGUAUCUAUAUGAUAAUCCAGACCCAGACUCAGGGUACCGACCCUGGCUAUCACCAGUGGAGAGGAUACAAGGAGAAGUGUCAGUGUUCUUGGGCAUACCUUAUGCUAGACCACCUGUUUUGGAAGGUAGAUUUAAGCCUCCGCGACAACACCCAGGCUGGCAGCUGAUGCAGGCAGUAGACUGGGGUCCCGCCUGUCCACAGCCCGUGCGCUUCACUGGAGCCACUAAAGGCAUUAGAGAUAUGGACGAAGAUUGUUUGUACUUGAACAUAUUCUCUCCUAAUACAGAAGCCGGCUCCACAGCACAGCGCUACCCAGUCAUGGUGUACAUUCAUGGCGGGCAGUACACCUCCGGGGCAUCGAACCUGUUCCCCGCGCAUAUGAUGGCCGCCUUCUACAAUGUUAUUGUGGUCUCUAUCAACUAUAGACUCGGGGCUCUUGGUUUCCUCUCAACCGGCGACGAGAACUCCCCCGGCAACUACGGCAUCCUCGACCAAGCGAUGGCUCUCCGCUGGGUGUACGACAACAUCACGCCAUUCAACGGUGACCGCUCAUCCAUCACGCUGUUCGGGCCAGGAGCCGGAGCUGCCUCCGCUGGUCUGCUGGCUAUAGCUCCUCAAACUAGGGAUAUUGUCACUAGAGUUAUUGCUCAGAGUGGCUCAGCCCUAGCAGACUGGGCGAUGAUAGAAGACAAGUUCAGGGUACAGAACACGUCGCUGGUGUUUGGGCGGCUGCUGGGCUGUCCCAUCGACUCCUCGUGGAAGCUCGUCAACUGUCUCCGGCAGGGAAGGAGCUUCUAUGAGCUGGGGAAUGCUGAGUUUCAGCCGCACGUAGGCUUCAUGCCGUGGGGUCCAGUACUAGAGAACAACUUCACGUUCCCCGGAGACGAGUGGUACGACGGGUGGCGGGAGAGGGACUGGCACUUCCUGCAUACCAUGCCGGAGGAACUUAUCAAGCUGAGGCAGUUUAACCCUUCCCUGAGGUACAUGACGGGAGUCACCACGCAGGAAGCGGCUUAUUAUUUGUAUACGAACAACUCCUUAGCUCCUAACUACGAGAUAUCAGAACCUUGGUUCAACCAGAAGGUCUCCGAGCUGGUACAAAGGUACAACUACACAUUGAACCCUAGAGGAGUGUACGAGGCUAUCCGGUACAUGUACACUUAUCACCCGGAACCGCAUAACGUCAGUGCUAUUAGAGACCAGUAUAUACAUCUACUCUCAGAUUUCCUAUACCGGGCACCAACAGACAAGAUGGUGAAACUUCUUCUAGAACAAAACGUGCCCGUCUAUAUGUAUGUUCUCAACACCACCGUCGAAGCCUUCAGGUGGCCCGAAUGGAGAAGAUAUGCUCAUGAUACGGAACAUUACUUCUUGACUGGGGCACCCUUCAUGGACCAGGAGUUCUUCCCGGUGAAGCAGAGGAUUGACAAUCAGGUGUGGACGAACAAUGAUAGGAAUAUGAGCCAUUUCUUUAUGAAGACUUAUGCUGAUUUUGCUAGGUUUGGCAACCCCACCCGGUCUCGGAUCCUAGGCCUCCACUUCGAAGUAGCCCAAGCAGGUCAACUGCGCUACCUGAACCUCAACACGACGUACAACUCCAGCAUACAGCUGAACUACAGGCAGACUGAACUCGCCUUCUGGACUAUGUACCUGCCCACUGUUAUAGGCAGGCUUGUGCCCACAUACCCGCCUAUUACUGAGUAUUGGUGGGAACCAAAGCAGCCUCUACAAAUCGCGUUCUGGUCCGUUUCAAGCGCUUGCCUGGUACUCAUUGUACUAUUAGUCGUUUGCUGUAUGUUGUGGCGAAACGCUAAAAGGGAAACAGACCGUUAUUACGACGGGGAUAUAUUCAUGGUGCCGGAAGUGGAAGAGAGCGGCAUAGACAACAACACGCGGUCCAGAGACAACAUCUACGAGUAUAGAGACGUGCCCAUCAAGAAACCUCAUACGCCACAACCUAUUAGUAGGACUAUAAGUCAACCAGCGACGCUGCAAUCGUCCCGGCCUCCCUCAGAAGCGUCGACGGGCUCCGCGCUCUCGCUCAGGGACUCCGUGUCCCGCGUCCCCGAGCCGCUGCCCCGGGCCAGGUCUAGGACUCAGAUCGUACAUGGCAUACCACAGACUACUGUUUAGAAUAGAGGACUAGUGAUGGUAAGAUUUAUUUUUAUCGAUAUCGAUAAAUGUUGUUUAUGUAACAUCGAUCUCUGACACUAAUAUGAAUUGAAAAUGGCAGCUAUAAUGUAACUUGGUACACGAGAUGUAUGCACGAUUGAAUUGAUAGCUUCCUUCUUUUUGGGAAGACAGUUUUGUGUGUGCCUUUAUUGGUAAAUAAAAUGUUCCGAGACGUAUCUUAUCGUAUUUGAGUGUGGCCUUAUUCUUUAGGUAUAUCUAUAGUUAUAAUGUGUGAACCGACAUUAUCCAUUAUUAUAUUUUUACAGAGUUUAAGUUACAAAUCAUUCCGUCGAUGCAACAAAGUUGCCAUGUAUACAAAUUCUACGUAAGAUUGUGUAUUUUAUAGUUUUUUAGUUUAUAUUAUUUUGACAUUCCUGACCACCGUAAUGUUCAAGACACUAAUUAAAGUUAUUUUAAGAUUAAUUAAGAAUUAGCAGCUUUAAAAUUUUAUAACAAAAAAUAUAAUACAAUCAUUAAGUAUUAGAAAUAUGAAGCAGCUUUUUCUAUUUUAUGUAUAUCUAUUUUUCACAGUAUUUAUACAAAUUAAAAAUAUAAUUGCUUUUUACAGUAUUUGAAGUAUUUAAUAUAAAUAUACACCAAUAAUGUAUAUUGCUUGAAGCACUAUGAUACAUAUGUAUUUGUAUUGUUUUUGAUACAUUUGAAGUAAGUAGAAAUUUAAAUAUAGAUUGCACAAGUUUACCCUAAAAUAAUGAACACUUCCUACAAUUUCUAUCUAAGAUGCCAUUUACCACAUUUCAUGUAGACUGAAUUAAUUUAAGUCAAUAUACUUACAUACUUUGUCUGAAUAGGUUGUGUUCUACUUGCAAAACAAAAUAAACUUAAAAAUUUAUUAUUUAAUGAAAGAUUUCGCUACAAUUCGAACAAAUUUCUUAAUGCUGGUUAGUUUUAUGACCAGCGCGAUACAUUGUUACCUUAAAGGUGUAAAUUAUUAUUUUAUUUCCUUUAUACAUAUAAGUAUUUUGUAUUAAGUCAUUAUUAAGAUACAUGUUUUGUAUUAAAAUAAGGUGGAUACUGCACAGUUUUACACAGAGGCAGUAAAUAGUACAUACUUACAGUACAAAUAUGUACGAUAUGUUCAAAGAUACAAACAUCCGAAUUGAGACUCAACUGUUUUGAAAGUCGGUUAGAACUAUGGGCAUUUCGUUUUAAAUUUUUCAUGUUGCUAAAUACUAACUACUAACUUCUAUACAUAUAAUCAUAUAUUUUUAACACCUUCGAUUUCUCAAAAUAUACAUAUUCUUACUAUAAUGUAAAAGCUGCAGUAUCACCUUUAAAUAUAAUUAGCAAUAAGUAUAAAUGUUUGUGAUUGUAUUGUCCGUCCAUCUCCAAGUGCAAUUGUCUACUUAUGUGCCUCGAUCUUAAGGUUUUUGAUACUAAAUAUAUUUAUUAUAAUUAAGUAUGUAUUAACAUGGCACCGAACGAAUAAUGCUGUGUAUAAAUUGAAAUAAAAUUAAUGAAAUAAUGCAAAAAA